AAAGAGAAGGAAGUGGAUGAGAGAGAAAGCAAAGUGCAAGAGAGAGGUGAACAGGGGAGGGAUAAAAGGGCAGCAAAAGGAGUGAGCACACAAAUACAGAAACAGCAAGCGCCCCUCUCUCUAUCUCGACUCCUCUGCCCCCUUUCUCCCACCUCAAAGACAUUUCGUCCCUCCUCUCCUCCUCCCUCCCUCUCUCCCACCGGUACAAGUAGCAGCAGGCCUCCCUCAGCACUGUACCUCUAGCUCCUGCAUCCACCCUGCGUACCUAGAGUCGGGAGCGGGGCGGUGCCUGCAUUGCUUGCCUCCUACUGGCCGCAAGAUUCGUGGUAUUUGCCCGUCAGAAUCCCAUCCCUGUGCGAGGUUGCUGCGGCGAGCCGGCCGAUUUGGGGCUAAUUCGGUCCAAGAUUUGAGCCUCCCGGAUCAGAGAUCGCGCCAAGCUCGAGGGUGGCGGCCGGGCAGGUAGAGAUCCCUCUUGUCUGCUGCAGAGGAGCUAUGAGACGAUGAGGGAAGAUAGCAACAAGAAGAGCAAGCUUUCAUGGUCCAAGUCCCUCGUGAGGAAGUGGUUCAACAUCAGGAACAAGGCGAACGACUUCCAUGCUGAUCUCGACGCCAGCAGCAAAGGAAGGGAUCACGGUGAUGGUUGUGGAGCACGGAGGGUCAGCUUCUCAGCGAGCGAAGCAAGCACAAGUACACCCAAGAAAAGCAGAACUGACCGGCCAUUGAAGCGCAGCGCCGAUCGUGUUCGCCGCGGGAGGAAUGAUUUCGAUAUGGCACGCGUGACAGAGGUUCAAGAUUACAGAAUCUUUACCGCGACAUGGAAUGUUGGUGGUAAGUCCCCACCAAGGGGCCUAAAUUUGGAUGAGUGGCUCCAUUCUUCACCUCCCGCCGACAUCUAUGUAUUAGGAUUUCAGGAGAUUGUUCCGUUGAAUGCUGGAAAUGUUCUCGGUACUGAAGAUAACAUUCCAGCAAAGAAGUGGGUAUCACUUAUUAGGAGGACACUAAACAAGAAUCCUGGGACCAGCGGUUAUGCUGGCUAUCAUACACCUUCACCAGUACUCGAUCCAGUUGUAGAAUUAGAUGCUGAUUUUGAGGGGUCUGCAAGAAGGCAGGAUAACUUCUCAUUAUUCCAGCGUCGAUCAUUCCACAACCUCAGCCGUAGUUUGAGAAUGGAUGACUGCAUGCAACAACCAAGAUUGGAACGCAGGUUCAGCGUGUGUGACCCAGUCAACUUGGGAGGCAGACCGAGUGACUUUGAUGGAAAUUUGCGAUGGACUGGGUCACCAGAUUAUGAGAACAACGAUGAAGAACUGACCAUUGGCGCACAAUUUUCACCGUUCCCUUACAUCUACAACAUGCAAGGACCUACUGAUGGAAACGACGAGCAAUCAAAUAACUCCAGGUAUUGUUUGGUAGCCAGCAAACAAAUGGUUGGCAUAUUUCUGACUGUUUGGGUGCGCAAUGAAAUAAGGGAAGAUGUGAGGAAUUUGAAAGUUUCUUGUGUAGGUAGAGGAUUGAUGGGUUAUCUGGGAAAUAAGGGCUCUAUAUCAAUAAGCAUGUCUUUGCACCAGACCAGUUUCUGCUUCAUCUGUUGUCAUUUAACCUCAGGGGAAAAGGAAGGAGAUGAAGUGCGCAGGAAUUCUGAUGUUCUCGAAAUUUUGAGAAAGACUAGGUUUCCACGAGUUCGUGGUGCUGGUGAUUCUAAGUCACCUGAAACAAUUCUUGACCAUGAUCGUAUAAUAUGGCUUGGGGACUUGAACUAUCGGAUUGCCUUAUCAUAUUGUUCAGCAAGAGCUCUUGUUGAAAUGCAUAACUGGAAGCAAUUGCUAGAAAAGGACCAGCUUCGGAUACAACGAAGAUAUGGGCGAGUCUUCCAGGGUUGGAAGGAGGGAAGAAUUUAUUUUCCUCCCACAUACAAGUAUUCAUUCAAUUCUGAUCGGUAUGCUGGAGAGGGCAUGCAUUCCAAAGAGAAGAGGAGAACACCUGCAUGGUGUGAUCGCAUUCUCUGGUACGGAAACGGCCUCAGUCAGCUAUCUUAUGUUCGUGGAGAGUCUCGCUUCUCCGAUCACAGACCAGUAUACAGUAUUUUCAUGGCUGAGGUUGAGAUUGCCCGCCAGAGGAAGAAGAACAUGGGCUAUUUCAGCUCUAGAAUUGAGGUGGAGGAGCUGUUACCACAUUCACGGAGCUACAGAGACAUAAACUUUUACUGAUUUGACUUAUCAAGUUAUCAGCAUGAUUUAAGAUACUCAAGCAAGAAUGUGCAAAUACUAACUUACAGGAUAUCGGGCAAUUUUGCGGACGGCCAUUGUGUCAAAUGGACAAGUACCAGCCCAUGUCACUAACUAUACAUUUGUGACCCAUCUUUAGCCUUUAGCUUCUCUGAACAAGGCAUCGUUCCAGUUUUUUUCCUUCUUUAUUUAUUGUUUAGAUUGUCCAUAAACACCAUAUUUUAUUUUAUUUUAUUUUCCUAUUUGGUUUUGUAAGCUUUGUAAACAAACUAGAGUGCCCCUUGCAAGGUGUGGACGAAUUAUUGCAAAACAUGAUACCUGUCCUUAGCUUUAGGACAAGGUGUUCCUAGGCUGAGGGAGGAAUGAUGGGUGUUAGAAGCUUGCAUUGUUCCAAUCAUGUGUAUACCUUCUUCCUUUUGUGCUUGAGGAGUUAUGUGAGGCAUGCAAUUGUUGCACUCAUUGCUAGUGUGGCAAAUCAAUUGGCAGUUUUGGCA
Messenger RNA from Lolium rigidum, 2719 nucleotides. Its product is annotated as type I inositol polyphosphate 5-phosphatase 4-like. Gene Ontology annotation, biological process: phosphatidylinositol dephosphorylation. The transcript has 13 exons. The record is from RefSeq and is a predicted model, not a curated record. Lineage: Eukaryota; Viridiplantae; Streptophyta; Magnoliopsida; Poales; Poaceae. Bases 501 to 2207 code for a protein of 568 amino acids. Gene Ontology annotation, molecular function: phosphatidylinositol-4,5-bisphosphate 5-phosphatase activity; phosphatidylinositol-3,4,5-trisphosphate 5-phosphatase activity; inositol-polyphosphate 5-phosphatase activity.